This is a messenger RNA of Phytophthora sojae, 492 nucleotides long. RefSeq lists its product as hypothetical. Bases 1 to 492 code for a protein of 163 amino acids. The transcript has a single exon. Lineage: Eukaryota; Oomycota; Peronosporomycetes; Peronosporales; Peronosporaceae. The record is from RefSeq and is a predicted model, not a curated record.
AUGCGCUCUGCCGCUCUCGUGGUCAACGCGGCUGCCAUCCACUCCAACUGCACCGCCCAAUCCACCGCGGCAUCGGUCCCGGCAGCGGUGGGGCAGCCGGAUGCGGUGCAUACACCCGGUGAUGCCCUUCACGCCAAAAGAUUCCUGCGUACGAGCCCUCUGGACGACGACGAAGAGAGAGUGAACUGGUUCAAAUCUAAGCUUGACGCCGGCUCGGAAACGUUCAGCAAGACGAAGAACAAGGCGUUGGUGGAUAAAUUGAACGACCCCACGUUUUACAGCGAACUUGUGAUGGCCGACAAGGUCAAACUGUACGAAACGUUCGCGUCGUGGAAAGGCUUGGGGAUUACGCUAGAGCACCUCACUGCAAGUGUAACGGGGUACAAUCAAGUGUCCCAUUACAUGAGGAGUGACGGGUGUCACUCUCCCGAGUACAUGGUACAUGGUACCAGUAGCUCCGCAAGCCAAUUGCGUGGGCUUUUGUAUAGUUAA